Messenger RNA from Nematocida ausubeli, 1101 nucleotides. RefSeq lists its product as uncharacterized. The coding region runs from base 1 to 1101 and encodes 366 amino acids. Gene Ontology annotation, molecular function: aspartic endopeptidase activity, intramembrane cleaving. The record is from RefSeq and is a predicted model, not a curated record. Gene Ontology annotation, cellular component: membrane; lumenal side of endoplasmic reticulum membrane; cytoplasmic side of endoplasmic reticulum membrane. NCBI's taxonomy places the organism in Eukaryota, Fungi, Microsporidia. Gene Ontology annotation, biological process: membrane protein proteolysis. The transcript has a single exon.
AUGUUGAGUGGAGUCUUUCUUAUUUCUGUCUCUUCUGCUCUGGUUUGGAUUGGUACCAUGAACACCUCGCACCUGCAGAUUAAGAAGGAGAGUAUGUCAAUGGAAGAUGCAAAGGCAUUUCCAAUUAUUGGAUCUGUAGUGCUUUUAAGUAUCUUUUUUGCAUUUAGGUAUCUCUCAAAAACCAUCAUUAACACGAUGCUAAGAGCACUUUUCUCAGCAACAGGAACAUUCUCUGUGUACAAGCUAUUGAAGGUCGUAUAUCAGCGCUUCAUUCCUAUUGAGAAAGUGAAAGAGCUUGCAAAGAAAAAGAUAGAGAAAGAUACUCCUUCUGAGAAAAAGAAGACAGAUUCUGCAGAAGAGAAGAUAGAAGAGGAUCUAGAAAAAAAUGAAAAGCCAAAAAGCACAGAAGCAAGCCAAUCUGAAGAAGGCAGCAAAGUAGCAGAGCCAGCUCAAGGUGUAGUGGUAGAAAACAUCAGGGCGUUUAAAAAAGAGGUGAUAGAGACCCUUCAAGAAGUGAAAGAAAACAUAAAGGUGUACAUUGAGGAGUUCAAGAACAUUCACUAUCUUGCAUUGUUUGCUAUUUCUUUUUUAAUUAACGUGUGGUACUUCAAGACAAAGAGCAUGCACUCUUCAAAUAUUUUGGCGUGUGCCUUCUCUGUAAUGGCCAUCCAGGAGAUAAAGCCAGAUUCAACAAAAACUGUCCUUGUACUUCUGGGACUUCUUUUCUUCUAUGACAUAUUCUGGGUGUUCUUCACACCGGUUAUGAUCGGAGUAGCAAAGGACUUGGAAAUUCCAAUAAAGAUAGUCUAUCCCUUUGCAAGAAAGGGCGCAAGCAUGAUUGGUCUAGGAGACAUUGUGAUUCCAGGAAUAUUCCUCUCUCUUUCCAGAGAGUUUGCACAGAAGUUCAGCUCACCUCUUAUCUUUACACUUGGAUAUGCAGGGUAUGUGCUAGCCUUAAUGAUUACUUUUGCGAUUGUGUUUAUUUUCAAAGCUGGGCAGCCUGCUUUGUUGUACAUUUGCCCGCUAAUUGUAGCAGGAAGCCUGGCCGGUGCAGCAGUUCACAAAAGAACUAAGCAGUUUAUUGCCUAUACAUCUGAAUAA